Molecule: messenger RNA, 264 nt
Organism: Rotaria sordida
Lineage: Eukaryota; Metazoa; Rotifera; Eurotatoria; Philodinida; Philodinidae
Source: the annotation of a GenBank genome assembly
AUGUUUCGAUUAAUAAAUUCAUAUCCAUAUAAAAAAUUAUAUUUUUCAAAUUUUUUUCUUAAUGAAUAUCAACAUCAAUUAAAACCUUAUUUGAUAAAUGCUUAUAAAAAUACGAAAACUCAAUUAGGAAAAUGUUCAUUAAUCUAUACAAUUAAAACAUUAGCAUUUAUAGAUGGUACAAAUUCAUAUAUAGCUGGAUAUUAUCAAUUUCCAUUACCACAUACACGACAUUUACGACCGAAACGAAUUAAUCAAAGAAAAUAA